Messenger RNA from Ictidomys tridecemlineatus (thirteen-lined ground squirrel), 1145 nucleotides. The record is from RefSeq and is a predicted model, not a curated record. Lineage: Eukaryota; Metazoa; Chordata; Mammalia; Rodentia; Sciuridae.
UUUGUGUUCCAGGUGCGGUUCCUGGAGCAGCAGAACCAGGUGCUGGAGACCAAGUGGAACCUGCUGCAGCAGCUGGACCUGAACAACAGCAGGAAGAGCCUGGAGUCCAUUUAUGAAGCCCGCAUCAGCACCCUGCGGAAGCAGCUGGAGACACUUUCUGGAGACAGGGUGAGGCUGGACUCGGAGCUGAGGAGCAUGCGUGAUGUGGUGGAGGACUACAAGAAGAGGUACGAGGUGGAGAUUAACAGGCGAACUGCUGCCGAGAAUGAGUUUGUGAUGCUGAAGAAGGAUGUGGACGCUGCCUACAUGAACAAGGUAGAGCUCCAGGCCAAGGUGGACUCCUUGACAGAGGAGAUCAAAUUCUUCAAGGAUCUCUAUGAAGGGGAGAUUGCUCAGAUGCAGUCCCAUAUCAGUGACACAUCUGUUGUCCUGUCCAUGGAUAAUAACCGGCAGUUGGAUCUGGACAGCAUCAUUGAUGAGGUCCGUGCCCAGUAUGAGGAGACUACCCAGAAGAGCAAGGCUGAGGCCGAGGCCUUGUACCAGGGCAAGAUCCAGGAACUGCAGGUUGCAGCAGGCCAGCAUGGGGACGACCUCAAGCUCACCAAGACUGAGAUCUUGGAGCUCAACCGGCUGGUUCAGAGGAUCCACUCGGAAAUAGGAAAUGUGAAGAAGCAGUGCUCCAGUCUGGAGACGGCCAUCGCUGACGCGGAGCAGAGGGGUGACUGUGCCCUUAAGGAUGCCCGGGCCAAGCUGGAUGAGCUGGAGGGCGCCCUGCAGCAGGCCAAGGAGGAGCUAGCCCGGAUGAUGCGCGAUCACCAGGAGCUCCUGAGCGUGAAGCUGGCCCUGGACGUGGAGAUCGCCACCUACCGCAAGCUGCUGGAGGGCGAGGAGAGCAGGAUGUCUGGUGAAUUCCCAAAUUCCGUGAGCAUCUCUGUCAUCAGCAGCACCAAUGCAGGCGCAGGAGGGGCUGGCUUCAAUGUGGGCUUUGGCACCUCGAGCAGUUACAGCUACAAACCUGUGGCUAUGGAGGUCAAGACCAAAGGCAGCUGUGGCGGCGAGCUCAAGGAUCCCCUUGCCAAAACUUCGAGCAGUAGCUGUGCAACCAAAAAGGCUUCCAGAUGAUGGGCAGGUGGUGGCUCUGUGCG